Hypoxylon fragiforme is the source of this 1060-nucleotide messenger RNA. RefSeq names its product GINS complex, PSF2 component. Gene Ontology annotation, cellular component: GINS complex; nucleus. The transcript has 2 exons. NCBI's taxonomy places the organism in Eukaryota, Fungi, Ascomycota, Sordariomycetes, Xylariales, Hypoxylaceae. Gene Ontology annotation, biological process: DNA replication; double-strand break repair via break-induced replication. The record is from RefSeq and is a predicted model, not a curated record. The coding region runs from base 199 to 975 and encodes 258 amino acids.
CUUAGUACCUAACUUCGACUUACCCCACAUGUUCCAGCUACCACAGUUUUACACCUCGGCGCGUCAUUCUUCAAGUAAUAAUUUACAUAACUUAUUAGUACUACUAGUAGUACCUGAGAUACUUCAACCCGUCGCGCUUUUCUUUGGAGCUUCACUUUUUGGGCGCAAAACCGUUAAUUCUUUAAUUGAACAUCGACAAUGGCUCUUCCCCUACAGCCAGGCCUUGUGCCUACCGAGGUAGCUUUUCUAUGUGAAAUGGAAAUGGUUACAAUCGUUCCUCGUCAAAGACUCGAGUCAAUUCCUCUUCUCAGUGGGAAAACUCCAGCUCUGCGCCCACCGCACCGCGCCCAAGUCCCAUUUUGGCUUGCCCUCCUUCUGAAAAAGCAACGCCGCGCAAAUAUCGUCUCUCCCCCCUGGCUUCACGCCGACUCGCUUCAGGAUAUCCUCAACCAAGAAACCAACAUCAAUCAAAAAGGGUUCUCCCCCCAUCCUCCACCGCCGAUGAGGUCCGACGGCAGGGGCGGUUCUAGGCCUUUUGGGCAAUCCUCAUCGGAGCUGAAGCCGGGAGAAACAGUCUUAUCUCCCCCCUUUCUUCCGUCGUGCACGCAAAAUGCGCCCUCGGGGUACCUGCCAUAUCACUGGUUGGAGUUUUCGGAGACGCUGCUGGCUCACGCCGCAGACGAUAUACCUAACGCUGCCGAGGUUCGGGCGUUGCUGCGAGAUCUGCAAGAGGUGCGCGCCGCCAAAAUGCGCGGCAGUACAAAAGAGGUUAAUGGCGAAGGCGGCUUCCUGGCCUUACCUGGUGCAGGGGCUAUGGAGUUGGCUGAGAGCAGAGGGUUCUUUUUGGGUGUCGUCGACGGGGUCAGGAAGCUUGGUACAAGCGCCGAAGCGAGUAGGAGGGAAGAAGAGGAGGAGGAAGAAGAGAGGAGGAAUGGCAGGAGAGAUGACGAUGGCGACGAGGAGAUGGAGUUUUGAAAAGGGGAACUCAACAAUACACAUAAUACAUGAGUGGUUGGUACAGCAUCGCUUUCGGCUCGAGAAGUAUAGGGAGAUAGCAUGU